AUGAACCCAUUUAUCUCGGAAAAUUUUGAAACGCAGCAGAUUCCAUCUGAUAAUGUGUUGGGUUAUGGACUCACUAAUGUUUUGUUAACAGUAUUUAUAAUUAUAGUUUUAAUAGCCUUUGUUGCGGUAUUACCAAUAUCAAUGAUCAUCAUUGGAAUCACUUACAUUCAUGAUUGUCCAGUCCAACCACGAAUACCUAUUUAUUUAAUUGUUCUUGGUUUUUUUCAAAUGUUGGAAUGUUGUGGUCGAUUAGGAUAUAAAUGUGUUCAAACACAAAAUGCACAGCAAAGAAAUGCAUGGCAGGAACGUUACAGAAGGAAAGAUCCAUUGGUGUAUUUUGUGAUUGUUUGGUUUAUUAUCGGGAGUAUGUGGGUUUAUCAAACCAACCCAGAAUGCCAGGAUUGUCAUAUCCAAACAACGAUGAAAACAAAUCAAACCAGACUCAGUACCACUCCUUCAUUGACCUCGGGUUUACCAGCCAAACCUGCGCAGAGUUUAGUGUAUUGCGACAUGACUGUUUACAAGUUUGCAUUUUGGGUAAUAACGACAUAUUAUGGUAUUAUAGGUUUUUUUUGUUUUCUAAUAUUAGUGGAUGUUAUUUUUAAAGGGUUAAAUAGAUGUUGUAAUAUAUCAAGGUAGCCAUUAUAAAAUUCAUCCAUGUACAUUUAUAUGCUUUAAAUUCUUUAGAGUGUAACUGUAUUUUCAGUUUUGAGCAGUCCUACACACUAUUUAAGAACCCAAACCUCGGAUUUAGUCAAUAAAUAAGAACAAAGUAAAAGGAACUUCAAGCUCAAAUCAUUGUUUUUAAAAAAGAAAUUUUUGAAAAGUCUCAUUGAAACUCCUAUCUUCUCCAUAAAAUUAGAUAUUUUAACAACUUUCUGCUCUUAUCUCAUGGGCAGAGCAAAAAUAUAUUCUUUACUCAUGACAUUGUCUUAAAAAACUCCAAAUAUUCUCAAUUUGUGUUAAAAAAUACUGCCAAAUACAAAUCUUUUAACUUUAACUCUGCAAAAAGAGCCCUGGUAAAAACAACCAAUUUAAGUUUGAUAUAAACACAUUAUUUGUAGAGAAUAUGAGAAGACAAAAGUAAUGCAUAAGAAGAAAAAAAUCGUUGAAUCAGGUUCUCAUAAUAAAAGCAUGUAUAUAAAUUCUAAACUUCCUGUAAAACUCUGUGUAUGACCUUAUUUGGUUAAAAAUGACUGGAAUGUGCAGCUCGGCUGCUUUAAAUUAAAUACAGAUUUUACCACAGCUAACAAAAGUAUGGCAUAAUUAAGGUUGAAACAAAUUAAAACUAAUUGGAUAUAAUUUUGCAUUGUAAAUAUUUGGUAAUUUAUGUUUUUCAACCGUUGUUUUUUUUACUUUGUGGGUUAAUUGUAAAUAGUCGCAUGAAAUAGCUAAAUGACUUUAGUCGAUAUGUAUGGAAAAUAAGUGUUCAGAAUUGUUAAUGUAGCUGGGGGUCGAAUUUUUUUUUUUGAGAUCCAAUAGUAAACGAUUGGGGGGGGGGGUCAAAAAUUUUACUGGGAGAAGAGAAACGGACGAAUUGAAUGCUUCUAAAUAAUAACCAUAAGUGUGGGAGGGUGGCGAAAAAUCUGAUAAUAAGCGUCUCUUGUCUUUUAAUAUAAAGUACAUAAUAUGUCCUCAUUCUUUUUUGUUUUUUUUUAUAUAUUUGUAUAUUUUUAUUGCAUUUCACUUGCUUUGCCUCUCGUUAUUUUAUAUGAAGAUGUGUAUAUUUGUUACUAGACACCCUAUUUCAUCACAAAAAGGAAGUGUAAACCAGCAA
Messenger RNA from Hydractinia symbiolongicarpus, 1777 nucleotides. Its product is annotated as transmembrane protein 272-like. The record is from RefSeq and is a predicted model, not a curated record. The coding region runs from base 1 to 639 and encodes 212 amino acids. The transcript has a single exon. NCBI's taxonomy places the organism in Eukaryota, Metazoa, Cnidaria, Hydrozoa, Anthoathecata, Hydractiniidae.